AUGUCUUUUCCUUCAGGCUCCCAUGAGCCAGAGUUACCGAUACCCAACUCGAAGAAGCGUCGUCUCCAGGGCGCCUGCGAUAUAUGUCGUAGCAAGAAAAUUCGAUGCGACAGUGCUAGAAUGCCCAACAACAUAUGUUCCAACUGUAUCUCAUUUGGCUCAGAUUGCACUCACUUUGCUUCUUCAUCCAAUAAACGAACGAGCACCAAGACUUCUCGCCCUCGCGCCGAAGAGAAAGCUCGAACCCCCAUUCAAAACCAGAUUGCCGCAAUACUGUCAACUAAAGCAACUUACACUCUACCACAAGACCCUGCCGCUGCCCUGCGUAUUCUGGUGGAUGUUGCCGCAUAUGCAAAGAGCUUAGAACAAGAAGUUGCUGUCCUCAAAGAGGCAGCUUUGCCCGACUUACCCAUUGUCGACCCGAGUACUGCUUAUACGCGACCUCCUACGCCAACCGACCUAUCACUAAGCGCCACUGACGGUUGUGUACUGACAGAUCUUAACGAGCGGAUGAAGGGUCUGAUGGUUGACUCCAGCCAUAACAGAUUCUACGGUCAAUCGAGCGACAUCAUGCUCGUCAAGACAGCGAUGGACAUCAAGCGGGAAACGGGCGAGGACCAGAGCAUGGCCGACCGCCUCCUCGCGUUGAAACGACCUGAAUACUGGCUUGCAAAGCCAUGGCACGAGCCUCCUGCAGAAGCCCCAGACCUAUAUGUUUUCCCAGAAGACGACCUUCUACAUAGCCUGAUGAGCUUAUAUUUCUUCCAUUGUCACCCGUUCAUCCCACUGUUGCAUCGGCAAACGUUCGAAAAAGCAGUAGCAGAUGGGCUCCAUCUGCGCAAUAGCCGUUUUGGUGCCACUUUGCUGCUGGUCUGCGCGAUGGGCUCGCGCUACUCCAACGACCCUCGGGUGAUUCUAGAAGGAACAAACUCAGAGUUAAGUUGUGGUUGGAAGUGGGCUGGCCAAAUCCGACUGGUCCGCCAGUCCUUCUCCACCACACCAUCCCUCUAUGAUGUCCAAAUAUGUUGUUCGUAUUUCUCCAGGGAACUGGUUGUCCUGAGCUUUGUUGGGUCCUCACCUCGAUUGGGAUACGCCUCGCUCAAGAUGUUGGCGCUCAUCGACGGCGGCGAUAUACUGGAGAUAAGCCUGCCGAGGAUCAGCUUUGGACAAGGGCAUUUUGUACGGGUUCUAGUCUGUAUCGACGUCCUCUUGAGUGCGUCAUUUGGACGACCACGAGCCACGACUGCCGAAGACUUUGACUUGGACUUACCGAUUGAAUGUGACGACAUCCACUGGGAAGCGGGCUUCAAACAACCGGAUGGCGUGCCCUCAAUGAUUGCUUACAUGAACGCCUAUAUCAAACUUUUGGAUAUCCUAGGGUUUGCACAGCGGACAUUGUACACUCUCAAGCGGUCAAAGAAACGAGGAAAAGAAGCGGAACAGUGGAACCAACAAGUCGUUGCCGAAUUGGAUUCAGCAAUGAAUAACUGGAUCGACUCAUUACCAGACCAUCUCAAGUGGGACCCCAACCGUGAAAACUUUCACUUUUUCCAACAAUCCGCAUCCCUCUACGCAUCGUAUUACCACGUCCAGAUACAAAUCCACCGACCGUUCAUUCCCGUCCCGGGCCGAUCUUCUCCGUUAUCGUACCCAUCGUUGGCUGUCUGCGCCAACUCCGCGCGCUCAUGCGCCCAUGUCAUGGAUGUCCAGUCUCGCAGAGGAAUACUGCCACUCGCCCAUGUCAAGAUGGCGUUGUUCGAUUCUUCCGUUAUCCUCCUCCUUAUCAUUUGGUCUGGUAAGAAAAACGGUGUUAUAGUCGAUACCAGCAAGGAGAUUUAUGAUGUUCACACCUGUCUGAACAUUAUGAAGUCCUUUGAACGACGUUGGCAAGUUGCUGGCAGGCUCUGGGAUACCUUAUAUGCCAUGCUGAGUGCUGGUGAUUUGCUAGUUGAACCCAUGCCGCCUUCUCUCAAACGCGAACGCGAGCCUGAGGGUGAAUCACCAGGGUCCCACUCAAGCCCAACAAGUGGCUCAGACACUUCAAACUAUCCUCAAACACCAAUUGUGCCCUUCGUUGAACAGAUGUCUCGUCCAACUGUUUCGACAAUCCCCUUGCAGCCUACAUUACUUCCUGUCCACUCUUCGGAACUUGGCCGUCUUCCAACCCAGCAAUGGGAAUUUGAAAUCGCCAACCCAUUCAUGGCGAGUGGUGCUCUGGCGUCAUACUUGGGACCCGACUCCGGUUUCCAAGAUGACAAUGGGUGGUCAAAGGUUUUGCCAUCGGAUUAUCUUCCUUCGCUUGUGGACAAAUCAUUAGGCUCUGAAGGUGCACCAAACUGGGCCUAUACCGCCACAACAGAUGAAUCUUGGACGGAAUGGGACCAGCACCAGUAUAUGGCUGGUCGGCGGUAG
Mycena indigotica is the source of this 2412-nucleotide messenger RNA. RefSeq names its product Zn(2)-C6 fungal-type domain-containing protein. Gene Ontology annotation, molecular function: DNA binding; DNA-binding transcription factor activity, RNA polymerase II-specific; zinc ion binding. Gene Ontology annotation, biological process: regulation of DNA-templated transcription; DNA-templated transcription. The coding region runs from base 1 to 2412 and encodes 803 amino acids. The record is from RefSeq and is a predicted model, not a curated record. NCBI's taxonomy places the organism in Eukaryota, Fungi, Basidiomycota, Agaricomycetes, Agaricales, Mycenaceae. The transcript is spliced from 22 exons.